UGUCCCUUCACCGAUACCUCACCCCUCCACCACCAGAUCAUCAUCACCGCCACCGCCACCGCCACCUUGCGCGGCACCGUCGCAGUGUCGCGCACCAGCCAUGGACACCGGCGAGCCCAAGGCCAAGGCCGCCAAGGUGUGCCGCGCGUGCGGCGACGAUGUCGGGGCGCGGGAGGACGGCAGCCCCUUCGUGGCGUGCGCCGAGUGCGGGUUCCCCGUGUGCCGGCCCUGCUACGAGUACGAGCGCAGCGACGGCACGCAGUGCUGCCCCCAGUGCAACACCCGCUACAAGCGCCACAAAGGUACCCACCCACAUUGGUUCAGAAGCAGACAGUUAGAGAUGCCACGGUUCAUCACAACUGGGCACAUUUUGACGGAAUCUACUGUCGCAGGGUGCCCGAGGGUGGAGGGGGACGAAGAGGACGGCGACAUGGACGACUUAGAAGACGAGUUCCAGGUCAAGAGCCCCAAGAAGCCUCACGAGCCUGUUCCCUUCGACGUCUACUCGGAGAACGGCGAGCAGCCGCCGCAGAAGUGGCGCCCCGGUGGCCCGGCGAUGUCCUCCUUCGGCGGAAGCGUUGCUGGCAAGGAGCUUGAGGCGGAGCGGGAGAUGGAGGGGAGCAUGGAGUGGAAGGAGAGGAUCGACAAGUGGAAGACCAAGCAGGAGAAGAGGGGCAAGCUCAACCGCGACAACAGCGACGACGACGACGACGACAAGAACGACGACGAGUACAUGCUGCUGGCGGAGGCGCGUCAGCCGCUGUGGCGCAAGCUGCCGGUGCCGUCGAGCCAGAUCAACCCGUACCGCAUCGUCAUCGUGCUCCGCCUGGUGGUGCUCUGCUUCUUCCUCCGCUUCCGGAUCAUGACGCCGGCCAACGACGCCAUCCCGCUGUGGCUGGUGUCCGUCAUCUGCGAGCUCUGGUUCGCGCUCUCCUGGAUCCUGGACCAGCUGCCCAAGUGGUCGCCGGUGACCCGGGAGACGUACCUGGACCGCCUCGCCCUCCGGUACGACCGCGAGGGCGAGCCGUCCCGGCUGUCCCCCAUCGACUUCUUCGUCAGUACGGUGGACCCGCUCAAGGAGCCCCCCAUCAUCACCGCCAACACCGUGCUCUCCAUCCUCGCCGUGGACUACCCCGUGGACCGCAACAGCUGCUACGUCUCCGACGACGGCGCCUCCAUGCUCUGCUUCGACACCCUCUCCGAGACGGCCGAGUUCGCGCGCCGCUGGGUGCCCUUCUGCAAGAAGUUCGCCAUCGAGCCCCGGGCCCCGGAGUUCUACUUCUCCCAGAAGAUCGACUACCUCAAGGACAAGGUGCAGCCGACGUUCGUCAAGGAGCGGCGCGCCAUGAAGCGCGAGUACGAGGAGUUCAAGGUGCGGAUCAACGGCCUGGUGGCCAAGGCCGAGAAGAAGCCCGAGGAAGGGUGGGUGAUGCAGGACGGCACGCCGUGGCCCGGGAACAACACCAGGGACCACCCCGGCAUGAUCCAGGUGUACCUGGGCAGCCAGGGCGCGCUGGACGUGGAGGGCCACGAGCUGCCCCGGCUGGUGUACGUGUCCCGUGAGAAGCGGCCGGGGCACAACCACCACAAGAAGGCCGGCGCCAUGAACGCGCUGGUGCGGGUGUCGGCGGUGCUCACCAACGCGCCCUUCAUCCUCAACCUCGACUGCGACCACUACGUGAACAACAGCAAGGCCGUCCGCGAGGCCAUGUGCUUCCUCAUGGACCCGCAGCUCGGCAAGAAGCUCUGCUACGUCCAGUUCCCCCAGCGCUUCGACGGCAUCGACCUCCACGACCGCUACGCCAACCGCAACGUCGUCUUCUUCGACAUCAACAUGAAGGGGCUGGACGGCAUCCAGGGGCCGGUGUACGUGGGCACGGGGUGCGUGUUCAACAGGCAGGCGCUGUACGGGUACGACCCGCCGCGGCCGGAGAAGAGGCCCAAGAUGACGUGCGACUGCUGGCCCUCGUGGUGCUGCUGCUGCUGCUGCUUCGGCGGCGGGAAGCACCGCAAGUCGGACAAGGACAAGAAGGGCGGCGACGACGAGCCGCGCCGCGGGCUCCUCGGGUUCUACAAGAAGCGGGGCAAGAAGGACAAGCUCGGCGGCGGGCCGAAGAAGGGGUCGUACAGGAAGCAGCAGCGCGGGUACGAGCUGGAGGAGAUCGAGGAGGGCAUCGAGGGGUACGACGAGCUGGAGCGCUCCUCGCUCAUGUCGCAGAAGAGCUUCCAGAAGAGGUUCGGGCAGUCGCCGGUGUUCAUCGCCUCCACGCUCGUCGAGGACGGUGGGCUGCCGCAGGGCGCCGCCGCCGACCCCGCCGGACUCAUCAAGGAGGCCAUCCACGUCAUCAGCUGCGGGUACGAGGAGAAGACCGAGUGGGGCAAAGAGAUUGGGUGGAUCUACGGGUCAGUGACAGAGGACAUCCUGACGGGGUUCAAGAUGCACUGCCGUGGGUGGAAGUCCGUCUACUGCACGCCUACGCGCCCAGCGUUCAAGGGGUCGGCGCCCAUCAACUUGUCGGACAGGCUUCACCAGGUGCUCCGGUGGGCGCUGGGUUCCGUCGAGAUCUUCAUGAGUCGCCACUGCCCGCUCUGGUACGCCUACGGCGGCCGUCUCAAGUGGCUCGAGCGCUUCGCCUACACCAACACCAUCGUCUACCCCUUCACCUCCAUUCCCCUCAUCGCCUACUGCACCAUCCCCGCCGUCUGCCUCCUCACCGGCAAGUUCAUCAUCCCCACGCUCAACAACCUGGCGAGCAUCUGGUUCAUCGCCCUGUUCAUGUCCAUCAUCGCGACGGGGGUGCUGGAGCUGCGGUGGAGCGGGGUGAGCAUCGAGGACUGGUGGCGUAACGAGCAGUUCUGGGUCAUCGGCGGCGUGUCGGCGCAUCUGUUCGCCGUCUUCCAGGGCUUCCUCAAGGUGCUGGGCGGCGUGGACACCAACUUCACCGUCACCUCCAAGGCGGGCGCCGACGAGGCCGACGCCUUCGGCGACCUCUACCUCUUCAAGUGGACGACCCUGCUGAUCCCACCCACCACGCUCAUCAUCAUCAACAUGGUCGGCAUCGUCGCCGGCGUCUCCGACGCCGUCAACAACGGCUACGGGUCCUGGGGCCCGCUCUUCGGGAAGCUCUUCUUCUCCUUCUGGGUCAUCGUCCACCUCUACCCGUUCCUCAAGGGGCUCAUGGGGAGGCAGAACCGGACGCCCACCAUCGUCGUGCUCUGGUCUGUCCUGCUCGCCUCCAUCUUCUCCCUUGUGUGGGUCAGGAUCGACCCCUUCAUUGCCAAGCCCAAGGGGCCCAUCCUUAAGCCGUGUGGAGUACAGUGCUGAUUGACCUUAGCUGUCAAUGGCUCGCACGCAUUGCACUUUUGGGGCGGUUCAUAUUUGACUUGCUUAUUUUGUACAAGUUUUGCAAGCGAGAUAAAGUGUUGAUUCAGGGGGUUUCAAGUUGUAAGAAUUUGUUCAGGACAUUAUAUUCGAAUGGAAAGACACUGUUUCUGCA
Triticum dicoccoides is the source of this 3497-nucleotide messenger RNA. Its product is annotated as cellulose synthase A catalytic subunit 7 [UDP-forming]. The record is from RefSeq and is a predicted model, not a curated record. Gene Ontology annotation, biological process: cellulose biosynthetic process. NCBI's taxonomy places the organism in Eukaryota, Viridiplantae, Streptophyta, Magnoliopsida, Poales, Poaceae. The transcript has 7 exons. Gene Ontology annotation, cellular component: membrane. Bases 101 to 3325 code for a protein of 1074 amino acids. Gene Ontology annotation, molecular function: cellulose synthase (UDP-forming) activity.